AUGGCGCGUGUCUACGCCGAUGUCAACGCUAAUAUGCCCCGGUCGUACUGGGACUACGACUCGGUGGCCAUAUCCUGGGGUGUGCUGGAGAACUACGAGAUCGUGCGCAAGAUUGGUCGCGGCAAAUAUAGUGAAGUGUUCGAAGGCAUCAAUGUGGUCAACUACCAGAAAUGCGUCAUCAAAGUCCUCAAGCCAGUCAAGAAGAAGAAGAUAAAGCGCGAGAUCAAGAUCCUACAGAAUCUGUCCGGCGGCCCAAACAUUGUUGCCCUUCUCGACGUGGUGAGAGAUAGCCAGAGCAAGACACCCAGCCUCAUCUUCGAGAACGUCGACAACACAGAUUUCAGGACGCUAUACCCUCGAUUCGUCGACUACGAUGUCCGAUAUUACAUCUUCGAGUUGCUCAAGGCACUCGACUUCUGCCACAGCAAGGGAAUCAUGCACCGAGAUGUCAAGCCGCACAACGUUAUGAUCGACCACCAGAAAAGAAAGCUGCGGCUCAUCGACUGGGGUUUGGCUGAGUUCUACCAUGCCGGACCAGAACUGCUAGUCGACUUCCAGGAAUACGACUACUCGCUCGAUAUGUGGUCGCUGGGAGCCAUGUUUGCUUCCAUGAUCUUCAGAAAAGAGCCAUUCUUCCACGGCAACAGCAAUUCAGAUCAGCUAGUAAAGAUAGCCAAGGUUCUGGGAACGGAUGAAUUGUUCGAAUAUCUGGACAAGUACGAUAUAGAGCUCGAUGCCCAAUAUGACGACAUUCUUAGCAGGUUUCCCAGAAAGAGCUGGCAAAGCUUCGUCAACCAGGACAACCAACGGUUUGUAAGCGCAGAGGCCAUCGACUUCCUUGACAAGCUAUUACGAUACGACCACCAGGAACGCCUAACAGCGCAAGAAGCGAUGGCCCAUCCCUACUUCAACCCAGUCCGAGCGACGCUUACGCAGAAUACCCAGAAUCACGUUUCAUGA
Molecule: messenger RNA, 960 nt
Organism: Cyphellophora attinorum
Lineage: Eukaryota; Fungi; Ascomycota; Eurotiomycetes; Chaetothyriales; Cyphellophoraceae
Product: Casein kinase II subunit alpha
Exons: 4
Coding region: 1-960 (319 amino acids)
Biological process (GO): regulation of transcription by RNA polymerase III; protein phosphorylation; regulation of transcription by RNA polymerase I
Cellular component (GO): cytosol; nucleus; protein kinase CK2 complex
Molecular function (GO): protein serine/threonine kinase activity; ATP binding
Source: RefSeq, a predicted model, not a curated record